AUGAGCAUCGAAUCAAAGGUUUUCUACAGUUUUUCUAAAGACUGUGACAAAUUCCUCUUAGCCCACUAGGACAAUAAAGCAUCUCUUUGGAAUUGUUUGAAUGGCACAGAAUAGAAGAUAUUGUUAUAAAAAGAAUUUUUGAACACAUAAAUCGAAUCUUUGGAUUUGGCCAAGAAAAAAGGAUUAGAAAUUGUUGUCUUUGCAAAUAAUUAGGGUAAAAUUCUUCUUUACAAUGUAAAGAACCAAGAAUAAAGUGUCCUUGCUAAGUCCCACACAGGAAGUGUAUUCGAUAUCAAAUUCAAUGAAGAUUCCACUCAUUUUUACACUAUUUCUUCUGAUAAGAAGCUCUUCAAGUACGACCUUCAAUUAAAAGAUGUUACAUAUGUUAAAGAAAUUAAAAGAAAAAAUUUAUUGGAAAGUGGUGUCUUAGCUCCUGUGAAAGAUAAUGUUUUAUUUGCAUAUGAAAAUAAGCUUACAUUGUUAGAUACAGUCAGCGAUAGCGAAAUCUUAAAAUAUAAAGGACACAGUAAAAAUAUUAAAAUGAUUAGAGUAGCUAAAAACAAUACCCACUUUGCUUCCUUUUCUGAUGAAGGCUUUAUUAAUAUAUACAAUAUCAAGGAAGAAAAACCUGUCCAUUCAGUUAACAUUUUAUCCAAGUCAAACUUAAUAAACUUUGUCUUUGAGAAUACCUCAAAGAAUAGUUUUACUAUUAUUGCUCUUCACCACGAUUUUAUUGAAACUUGGGAAUUCACUAUUUCUAAGCAAUAAGAUGAAACCAAAGUUACUUAAAAUUCUAAUAAAUCUAUAAAGUUGACUCAAACUAAUAUUCUCUAUAUUGCUCACUCUCCUAUUAAAACAUCUACCAUAUCAGUUGCAUAUGGAAACAAUGUUAGUGUUUAAUUCUAAAAUGUUAAAGCUUUUACUGACAACAAGUUCGACUUUGAAGAAUUUAAAAAAAGCAUCCUUACUAUUAACGCAAAGAAGGAAGUUAAAGUUAGCAAACAAGCUGAAAUCGAUAAUAAAGAAAAGGAAGUUUAUGUACUUAAUGAGAAAGACUAAACUGAAACCAAAAACCUUAAUGGUAUGGAGACUGAAGAAGACAAAUAAGCCAACAAUGAAACUAUUUUAGAAUAUGUUAAAAAGGUUGAUACAAACAAUGAAUCUAAAAUCCCUGAAAUAAACUCUGUCUAGUCAUUGGCUGUCGUCUUAUUACAAGCUCUUUAAAACAAUGACACUUAAUUAAUUGAUUUCUGCUUAGAAAAAGAUAAUGAGGAUUUAAUUGAUUAAACUGUUAGAGGUAUGAUCAGCACUAAAGUUAUAAUCCUUAUAGACAAAUUAUAUGAAAGAUUAAACAGUUUACCAUAUAAAGGAAGAAAUUUAGGCAGAUGGUUAAAAGCUAUUCUCAAAUACCAUUCUACUAUUUUAAUUACUUCUCCUUCUGUUCAUGUUAAGCUCUAACCUUUGAUGGUUUUAAUUGAAAAUAGAACUAAAAAUAUUGAUAAAUUGAUUGGUCUCAGAGGUAAAAUCGAUAUGGUAUUAGCUUUAAGACGUUAGACUAAAGUCGAAUAAGAAGCUACUAACGCCACUUCUACUGAUGAAGCUAAGAGAAAGCCUCUCGUUGUAUAUGAAGAAGGUGAUAAUACAAUUGAAGAAGAAGAUAAAAGAAAGAUUUUAUAAAAGCCUAAGUCUAAAAAGAAUUCUAAAAAAUCAAAGGAAGAAGAAUUUAGCGAUAGUGUCAGUGAAAGCGACAGUGAAAGUGAAGAAGAAGGUUAAGAUAACGACGACAUUAUGGGUUCAGAAGAAAGUGAUGUCGACUAAGACUUUGACAAUGCAGCCAAAUAACACAUCAAAGAAAGAUAAGAAAAAUAUAAAAAUAUCAACUUCGAUGAAGAUGAUGAUGAUGACAUCGAUAUGGAAGAAGAUAGUGAUUUUAUUGAAAUGUGA
This is a messenger RNA of Tetrahymena thermophila SB210, 1944 nucleotides long. RefSeq names its product Dip2/Utp12 family protein. The transcript is spliced from 9 exons. Gene Ontology annotation, molecular function: protein binding. Gene Ontology annotation, cellular component: nucleolus. The record is from RefSeq and is a predicted model, not a curated record. Gene Ontology annotation, biological process: maturation of SSU-rRNA from tricistronic rRNA transcript (SSU-rRNA, 5.8S rRNA, LSU-rRNA). NCBI's taxonomy places the organism in Eukaryota, Ciliophora, Oligohymenophorea, Hymenostomatida, Tetrahymenidae.